Molecule: messenger RNA, 745 nt
Organism: Amoebophrya sp. A25
Lineage: Eukaryota; Dinophyceae; Syndiniales; Amoebophryaceae
Source: the annotation of a GenBank genome assembly
GUCAAACCCAGCUGCCGGGGGCUCCGAGCAAGCGGAGCAGGCACAGUCGCAAAACGAAGCGGACACAAGUGUGCAGCACAGCGCCGAGCAGCCAUCCACUCCAGCCUACGCCAUCACGUACAGAACACAGCAUGGGCCGCCUGGGAAAAGGCAGACGGCAGAUGUGCCAGUCCCGGAAAGCACAACUAUGUGCCAGCAAGCAGACACGAAGCCCGACGGGCAUACGCCGCUCUUCCCACCUGAUAACGAUGCAGGGGAUCUGAUGGCGGCAACAAACGGCGGCAACGGAAAGAUGUUCUUAGGCGGAACGCACGGUCUCAACAAGCAGUUCGCGUCCGAGCUAGCGGACGCCGGCGUCGCAGUCAAGGACCUCCAAAAAGCGAUGAAGAAGCUCCAAAAGGUCGCACAACGCAAACCAGGAUCAGUAGCUACCUUUCAAGACGGCGACGAGCUUGCGGCAGCCGGUGUAGCCAGCAUGACAGCGGUAGCAAGCAGGACCUCGACGGCAGUAGGAUCCGCGGCUCUUGUGAUACCGGCAAGCAGCAAACGAGCGAUGGUGUACCUCGCAGCACCAAGCGGAGAGGACCACACGCGCCCGGAGUUCAUCGGCGCUCUGCGCGAGUGCUCGCACAGCGCUGUCACAGUGGUAGCAGAAUACAACAAGCAGCCGUCGCACAGCCGAAUCCAAGCACUGCGCUUCCAUCUCUUCGGAGGUGGACGCAACCGCAAGCCGCGUGUCACACCA